Molecule: messenger RNA, 3522 nt
Organism: Quercus robur (English oak)
Lineage: Eukaryota; Viridiplantae; Streptophyta; Magnoliopsida; Fagales; Fagaceae
Product: probable LRR receptor-like serine/threonine-protein kinase At3g47570
Exons: 3
Coding region: 190-3225 (1011 amino acids)
Biological process (GO): protein phosphorylation
Molecular function (GO): protein binding; ATP binding; protein kinase activity
Source: RefSeq, a predicted model, not a curated record
CUGACUAAUAGUACUUGAAUAUCAAGGGGUUAGAAACAUCACUAUUCUUGCACUAAUUCUCUUCUUUCCCUAGCUAUAAAUAUGCUUCUUCUUGAGCUGCAAAGCAACCAAACACACAGUUGUAUGAUUUCGAAGUCCUAGUUAACCAACAUUUUAGUUAAGCUAAAGCCUUUUCAACCACAAUAUUGCAUGGGGCCUUGUUCACAUCUGAUUUUAGCUCCACCAUCAUCAUCUUUUUCCAUGCACACGUUAAUCCUUCUCUGCUGCUUUGGCUUUUUUUUCACCUCUGUGCUUGGUAAGAAUAAUGAGACAGACCGGUUGGCAUUGCUCGACUUCAAAGCCAAGAUUAGUAAAGAUCCUCUCGGGGUGAUGAGCUCUUGGAAUGAUAGCAUCCACUUCUGCCAAUGGAAAGGUGUUUCUUGUGGUCGCCGACAUCAAAGGGUCACUGCGUUGGACCUGCACUCUCAAAAACUGGUAGGCUCUAUAUCCCCGAAUGUUGGAAAUUUAAGUUUUUUGUGGAAGCUAAACCUUGAAAACAAUAGCUUUUAUAAUGAAAUUCCUCUAGAAAUUGGCCGUUUGCACAGACUAGAAGUCUUGCAAUUGAACAAUAACAUAAUAGGUGGAACAAUUCCUAGCAAUUUAUCCAGUUGUGCCAAACUCAGAGUGUUUCAUGCGGCUGUUAAUAAUCUGGUUGGAGAAAUCCCCACAGAGCUUGGUACCUUGUCAAAGCUCCAAAUCUUUGCUAUUCAUAAAAAUGUUUUGAUGGGAAUUAUCCCACCUUCUUUUGGAAACUUAUCAUCUCUAGAAGGUUUUUCUGUAGCUUAUAAUAACCUGGGUGGGAGUAUCCCUGGUUCUUUUGGCCUAUUGACCAAACUUAAAAUCUUCGCUGUGGGUUCAAAUAGGUUGUCUGGUACAAUUCCUCCCUUAUUCUUCAAUAUCUCUUCAAUAACAAAGAUUGAUGUAGCAGUUAACCAAAUCCAAGGGCAUCUUCCCUCGGACAUAGGUAUCACUCUACCAAAUUUAGAAACAUUUACCAUCAGUAACAACCAGUUUUUUGGAUCUAUCCCUCUUUCAAUAUCUAGUGCCUCGAAUUUGCAUAUACUAAAUUUGGCUGAGAAUAAACUAACUGGAAAAGUUCCUUCUUUAGAGAAGCUAAAUAGAGUGAGGUUGAUUUCCAUUGCUGAAAACCAGCUUGGAAAUGGAGGAGCAAAUGACUUGAGUUUUCUCUGUUCUUUGUCAAAUGCUACCAACCUAAGAGAUUUGGAGAUAAAUACCAACAACUUUGGGGGGGAGUUGCCUACAUGUAUUGGCAACAUCUCAACUAGUCUUACAUUUUUCUAUUUGAAUAAUAAUAAAAUAUCUGGAAAUAUUCCUAGUGUUAUAGGGAAUCUGAUCAACCUGGAGGAUAUAGAAAUGUGGAACAAUAAAUUUUCAGGUAACAUCCCCUCUAUACUUGGAAACCUUCAGAAAUUACAAUUUUUGGAUUUAUCUCAAAACAAUUUCAUUGGGAGCAUUCCAUCCUCUCUUGGAAAUUUAACAAAUUUGUUGGAGUUGUAUUUAGGAGACAAUAAUCUUCAGGGAGGCAUCCCUUCAAGUUUCUCAUUUUCACUAAAUAACCUUGACUUGUCUGGCAACCAAUUCACUGGUGUCCUUCCCAUGGAAAUAGGAAAUUUGAAAAAUUUAGAACAUUUGGAUAUUUCUGAAAAUAUGUUGUUUGGUAAAAUACCGACAAGUCUUGCAAGUUGUGUAAAGCUAGAAUCUCUAGCCAUGGGAAGAAACUUUUUCCAAGGGGUUGUUCCUUCAUCUUGGGAAUCAUUAAGAGGUCUUGAACAUUUAGACCUUUCUAACAAUAAUUUUUCUGGCAUGAUUCCAAAAUUUUUGGAGAGUUUUGAUUUCUUAAAAUUGUUGAAUCUCUCGUACAACCAUUUUGAGGGUGAGGUACCAACAAAUGGAGUUUUCAAGAAUGCAAGUGCAACUUCGAUUAAGGGAAAUGGUAAGCUUUGUGGGGGCACACCAAAGUUUCAACUUCCUAAUUGCAACAACAAAAAAUCCAUGAAGAGAAUGUUGACUCUUACAUUGAUGUUAAUACUUUUCGGGCUUAUUGGAGCAAAUUUGGUCCUAUCAUUUCGAUUUCUUUGUUCUUUAAGAAAAAAAAGGAAAGAAAAUACCUCAAGUGAUUCUAUAAAUUUGCUUAUGAAUGUGUCUUACCAAAGUCUCUUUAAUGCUACUGAUGGGUUCUCUUCUGCUAAUUUAAUUGGUGUGGGUAGUUUCGGGUCAGUUUACAAAGGUAUACUUGAUCAGUAUAAACAUACUGUUGCUAUCAAGGUGCUGAACUUAGGGUGCCAUGGAGCUUCCAAAAGUUUCAAAGCUGAGUGUGAGGCUCUAAGAAACAUUAGACACCGAAAUCUUGUAAAGGUGCUCACAGUAUGUUCAGGUUUUGACUAUCAAGGUCAUGAUUUUAAGGCAUUGGCAUACAAGUUCAUGGGAAAUGGCAAUCUUGAUGAGUGGUUACAUCCAACUCCAAGAAAAAUUAAUGAGGUACUUGAGAAACAAAGGAAGUUAAGUCUUCUUCAAAGAUUGAAUAUUGCCAUUGAUGUUGCUAGUGCAUUGGAUUAUCUUCAUCAUCAUUGUGAAACACCAAUUGUUCAUUGUGACCUCAAGCCUAGCAAUGUUCUUCUUGAUGAUGAAAUGAUUGGACAUGUAAGUGACUUUGGGUUGGCAAGAAUCCUUCAUGAUAUCGUCCACGAUUCUUCUACUAAUCAAUCAAGCUCCAUUGGGGUUAAAGGAACGAUUGGUUAUACUCCUCCAGAGUAUGGUAUGGGAAACAAGGUGUCAAUAUACGGUGAUGUUUAUAGUUAUGGCAUAUUAUUAUUAGAGAUGUUUACAGGAAAAAAGCCUAUCGAUAACAGUUUCCACGAUAGCUUAAAUCUUCAUGACUUUGUCAAAGCAAAUUUGCCAGAACGAAUAUUUGAUAUUAUAGAUCCUAUUCUUCUCCCAAAAAGACAAGAGGGAGGGAGAAGGAUGAAUGACACUUGCAAUGAGUAUCAAAAUGGGUGUCUAAAAAUUCAAGAAUGCUUGAUUUUGAUACUUGGAAUUGGAAUUGCUUGCUCCAAAGAAUAUCCAAGAGAAAGGAUGAACAUCAGUGCUGUUGUAGUCGACUUGCAUUCAAUUCGGCAAAACCUUCUUAGAACCUGUAUACGACAGGUGCACAAUACCGAUGAUUAAUUAUGAGGGCCAACACCUGCCGUUUAUUCUUAAAAAAAGAUUAUGGAGGCCAACGCUGCCUGAGAAUUCAGGCACAUUUGGUGCCUAUUGGCGCAUUUGGAGGUAACUUGGGAAAAUAUACACUUUGUUCGUUCGUUUGGGUAAGCUAACUUGAGUUUGGCACCAUCUUCAAUUGUAUUUGUCGCUUUUUGGUAUAUUUGGAGGUAGAUUGGGCUAAUAUGCAUUUGGCUUUUUGUUUUUUACUUUUUUGGUUGUGCUGUAAUUUUUAUCUAACACUUGAGGCUUGAGAGAAGUCUC